AGAGAAUUCAGGUGGCCCCACAUGUUAAUCCGAAACUGCAGAGGCUGCCAUGGCCGGAGCCAAGGCCGCGGCAAUCGCCACCGUCACUACCCUGGCGAGCGUGAGGAUGUUGCCGUGGGCCACCAGGGCGCACCUCGACCCGACCGGGCAGGCCCUCAUCAUAUCCACCGUCGCCGGGAUGGCCUACUUCAUCGUCGCCGAUAAGACCAUCCUCUCCAUGGCCAGGAAGCACUCCUUCGAUGACGCACCUGACCACCUCAAGAACACCUCCUUCCACUAAUUAGACUAUAAUAGAUCCAUUAGUAGUGUGCAAUAAACUGCAAACACUUAUCUGAUUAUGAUGUUCAGCCAGCUGAGAAGCGACGACUUAUCUGACUAGUAAUGCGCACAUGCAACACACGUUAAUAGUUAGGCAAUAUAUUAAUUACACACAGAUAUUAGGUAUGAUAUUAUUUAUAUAUUAAUUAUAUGAUUAGUGCAAUAUUUGGUAUGAUAUUAAUUGCACGUUAAACCAGUGGUGGUGCCAGGAUCAAAACCAUGUGAUGUCAAGCUUCACUAAUAAAAAAAAUUAGAUCAUAAACAGGAAUAAAAACAUCAUACUUUAUUACAAACCGUCUAUGGCAGUAGUGCUUUGUGGCGAUGCAUACAUUGACAUGUAUAUGCAUAAUAGCAUCAAUACUAAUAGACUAGAAUACAUCAGUUUCAACAUAAGUUAUGAGACAAUGGUACAAGAAAUCAUCACCUAUUCUAUUGCGCCAAUCAGACUUGAUAUAUUUCAUUGCGGAAAAUGCUCUCUCAACUGUUGCCGUCACCACCGGCAAGAUCAAUGCUAGCUUUACCAAAAAAGAAUACUAGAGGAAAGGUAUUGUACUUCUUUGUCUCAACGAGUUUUCUGCAAAGAUCACUAACCCCUUUCAAAUUGGAGUCUUGAAUCAUCAUGAACAUUUUCAAGGAAGUUAUCAAGUUGGACACUAAGAUCUUCAAUCUUGCUUUCACUCCCAAAAUCUUCUGGAUACAAACGAGCCAUUGCUAACACUUUUUCUUUGUCAAAAUUAGCAAACGAAUCAGAAGGAUCCAAAGAAGCCAUCCCAAGAAGCAAGGUUGUGCUGCUUUCACUAAAGCGGUCAUCAAUCUCUACAUGUAACAUAUCAAUAACGGUGUACAUCGGACUUUGGUAGCAAUUCUUAUUUGAUAUGCCAUCAGUCUGAGCCUUCCGCUUUGAUUUCGAUCCUCGGGAUAUA
Molecule: messenger RNA, 1241 nt
Organism: Triticum dicoccoides
Lineage: Eukaryota; Viridiplantae; Streptophyta; Magnoliopsida; Poales; Poaceae
Product: early nodulin-93-like
Exons: 2
Coding region: 50-280 (76 amino acids)
Source: RefSeq, a predicted model, not a curated record